Molecule: messenger RNA, 4356 nt
Organism: Coregonus sp. 'balchen'
Lineage: Eukaryota; Metazoa; Chordata; Actinopteri; Salmoniformes; Salmonidae
Source: the annotation of a GenBank genome assembly
UAUUAUGUCUCUUUCGUGUUGCUCUGUUAAAGGUACAUCGCUGUUGCACCCGGACUUAUGGAUCAACAAAUGUAUCAAGCGUCAUAGGCGAAAACGAGUAUCUUCUGACCAUGGCUCACAGCUUCACUCAGGAAUAUUUCCAGAUUCCUUCCGUUACCAGAGCUUACACUACAGCUUGCGUUUUGACUACAGCAGCGGUGGUAAGCGACUGACGAGUAGCAUCUAUUUUGCAGCAGGCUUGCAGUUAACAACGCAGACCGUGCACAGGAUGUUUUGGAGUAAUUGGUUAGAGAAAUAAUAUACAGAUACUCAAAGAUGGGAUAAAACAAAUCAAGGGACAUAACACAUUUUCACCAUACGUUAUUUAAAGGUAUACCAUAUUGAAACAGUGUAACUUCUGAUGAUGAGGAAUUCAUACAUUCAAUGUAUUACCUUUCUUUGGGUUUGUAGCAACUGGAGGUAAUCACCCCAUUUCAGCUUUAUUUCAACCCAGACCUGAUCAUUAGAAGAUACCAGGUAAGAGGAAACGUCUGUUAAUAAACACAAUGUAUUCCUCAUACUUAAUGGGAUAGUUCACACAAAUUACAAAAUGAUACAUUGGUUUCCUUACCCUGUAAAAAGUCUACACUCUUAGAAAAAAAGGUGCUAUCUAGAUCCUAAAAGUGUUCUUCGGCUGUCCCCAUAGGAUAACCCUUUGAAGAACCCAUUUUUGGUUCCAGGUACAACCCUUUUAGUUCCAGGUAGAACCCUAUUGGGUUCCAUGUAUAAAUCCCUUUCCACAGAGGGUUCGACAUGGAACCCAAAAGGGUUCUACCUGGAACAAAAAAGUUGAACCAAAAAGGGUUCUCUUAUGGAGACAGCCGAAGAACCCUUUUGGUACCCUUUUUUCUAAGAGUGUAUGGACAAGGUAUGACAGCAAUCUGUGUUUCCCUGUCGUAACUUGUCCAUAGACUGCUUACAGGAUAAGGAAACCAAUGUGUACUUUGGUAAUUUGGGUGAACUAUCCCUUUAAUAUUACUUGUGUUUUCCCUCUCUGUUUUGCAGAUAUGGCGUCUGAUCACCAACUUCCUCUUUUUCGGCUCACUUGGAUUCAGUUUUUUGUUCAACAUCAUCUUUCUGUAUCUUUCAUCUGGACAUUUCCAUGAGCAAGAACAACUAAAACUAGAUUAUUUGUUUUUACAGGGCAGUGUUUAUUUGGAGUUAUUGCGGUUCCUUUCCUUUACCAGACAAACAGGUAUCGGUAUUGCCGCAUGCUGGAGGAAGGGUCUUUCCGAGGCCGCACUGCAGAUUUCGUAUAUAUGUUCCUGUUUGGGGGUGUCCUCAUGACUGUAUCCUUUACAUUAGAACUGACACAAUGUAUCCAAUGCACCCAGGUAUUGAAGUAAAAAAAGGCAUCCAGCAGUUCCCUGUUCUGUCACAGCUGUAGCCAUACUGUGCAUUCCUGAAGAAUAAUAUAUUGUAGUCUCCAGUUGUUUUUCCAGUUAAUAACCUCCUUCUAUUGUGCAAUGGUCUAGGUACAAUUUUAUGAGUAUGUUUUUGAAUUGUGAUAGGCAGCAAAACAUUUUAUGGGUUGCCAUGUGUUUUGAGCAAAGACAAAUGACAUGUUUAUACACCUGGUAUAAUCUCAGGUUGGCAUAUUGCAGGUGUAUCUUAUGUUUAUACUGGUGUCUUUAACUUGAAGGUCUACACAGCUGUUUGGCCUAUUUGCCAACCUAUUCUUCCUGGGCCAGGCAUUCACCAUCAUGCUGGUGUAUGUGUGGAGUAGAAGGAAUCCUUACAUACGCAUGAACUUCUUCGGCCUUCUGAACUUCCAGGCACCAUUUCUGCCCUGGGUGCUCAUGGGAUUCUCAUUGCUGCUUGGCAAUUCCAUUGUUGUUGACCUUCUAGGUACAGUAUGUUAUCCGUCUCACAAAUACCCUGAUAUGGUAGUGAGGAACAAUAUAGGUUUUCCCCUACUUUAACCAAGCUGGCAGUCUACAGUGUUUAUCUCUAGUAUCUACAGAGCAUAGCCUAAAAUGUGUCCAGACAAACAAUAAUGAUGUGUCCCCCUGGACAUUAUGUGUUGUCAGUUCCUUUAUGUUUAACAGUCAUUGCCUGGCCUAUUUAUUUUGUGAUGUCAUUAACUGUAAAUGCUACUGGUUUGCUCCUCCACCUCAGGGAUCGGAGUAGGACACAUCUACUACUUUCUGGAGGAUGUGUUUCCAAACCAGCCUGGAGGCAGGAAGCUGCUGAUGACACCAGAACUUUUGUGAGUAUCAGUAUCACUAGUGUUGUUGACUAGUGACUCUGCCCUUUUCUCAAGUUUAAUUUUGGCUCUGGCCCUUCAGAGAGUACCCCUCAAAGUGUCUGAUGUUACAAAGCAAUGUCAGUUGACGCACAUUGCACACUUGUUUGUUGUUGUUGCAGUCGAACCAUGUUUGACACCCCAGAGGAAGACGCUGGCUACUUCCCUCUCCCUGAGGGGCAGGCUGGAGAGUUCUGGCAGGACCAAGGUGGAGACGGAGGGGAGCCCAAUGACCAGAGGCAGUAGCAUGGGGACCAUCUAACCCCAUAUAAACCCAAGAUAUACUCCCAGCCCCACCGAAGAAACCAGGAGCCAUCCAGCUGUGGAUAGAGAGGGUUUACUCCUCAGAGGGAUGUGGAUGAAGAGCGCAGGAACGUACCAUCUGUACAGUUCAGUGUGUCCACUGGGAGCCACUGUAGUGAGUUUUCAUGUUGCAGACUUCUCUUUCACAGAGUGUUGUAACUACAAAUAUCUAAUGCAAUCAUAGGCCAAUGAGCAUCGCAACCUUUCCAUCACCACAUGCAUUUCAGGCUGUGGUACUACUGGCACACAACCAUUUGCCAUUUCAAACAGCAUAACACCUUUUAAAUACAGGUGCAAACUAAAUUCUUGCCUCGUCUUUGUUAUGGACCUGCUGCUCGACUCAUUCAUAAAUCUGCCGACUAUCUGGAAUCCUGUUACCCAGGGAACCUGCACCGUCUGCACUUUCCAACUGUUGCCUUUGUGGGUGAAGCACUGCUGCCAAAUAGAAAUCACUUAGCCCACCACCACCAACUGGGUUGUGCCAGGUGUUGUAUGCGUGAACAAAGCAUGCAUAAAAGCCCAACAACUAUGUAAUAAGGCGGCAAACUUAUUUUUACUCCCUAAAUUAGUUUGAUAACCUUUCAUUUAAUUGUAUGGUCACUAUGAUUUAAUGCAAUUUACAAAGACAUAACACUUACCAAAAGCAAUCAAGAUCAUUUUACUUGUAUUUUUGUAAGAAUUAUUCAAAUGUACAAAAAGACAACAAAUACAACAUAACAGAAUAUAUUGUCUGAGUUUUCCUGUGUUUUUCACUCCUCUGUGGGUGGGUAGAAGAGUCAGUGGUCAAAGUGGGAACAGGUUCACCACACAGGGGAAGGGGGAGGGAGGGAGCACAUUAUAGGGAGUGUUUGUGGUGGAGCUUUGCUCAAAUAAACACAUUGUGGGGGUGGAGGGGAUGCAGGCUGAGUAGAGAGCUGAGGUGACCAGUGAAGAAGAGGACCUGCUCUGGUAAACAGGCUGAAGGAAUGCCUGUGUUAAUGCUGUUAGCAUAACAAGUCCCAACACUCUCGUACUUCAUCAAAUGGUCUACUGUCGGUCUUGUUGAAGGAGCAGGACAUUCCGCUUGCAUCAACUACCACGUGUUUGCCAGUCGUCUCAUGCGCCUGUAAUGCAAAUGUACAUGGAGAGUCAAUAUCAUUAACUGUAACAUUGUUAACACAAGAAACACAUUUUAUUGAAUGACCAGAAGCUGGGUGGAUAGUUCCUUUUACCAUACUUUGAAACAGGCAGCCCAAUUCUGAUCUUUUGUUCACUAAUUGGUCUCUUGACCAAUCAGAUCAGCGCUGAAAAACAGCUGAUCUGAUUGGUCGAAAGACCAUAGUGAAAAAAAUAAUAAUAAUUGGGCUGCCUGUGUGAAAGCAGGCUUUGGGUAAGAUAGACGGGUUUGCUGACAACUUCACAAAAACAAUGCGCACGCUUCAAUGGGGCAGAAAUCUGUGUGUUGUUGUGAUUCUGGUUGGCCAGAUAGCUAGCAACAAUGACAAGAAGCUGCCAUGUGGGGAAAAUUGGUGGUUAGUUUCAGCUAGUUUUAGCUUGUUCUUGAUACCAUGUCUUGUUUUGACUGGAUGUUAUGGUUAAAAUUUGCUAGAGCAAAUCAACAACUGUUUUGCCCCAUAGUUGCGUCUGUUUUGCCCCAUAGUUGCGCAGGCAUCGGUUUUGUUGCUAAACAACCAACCCAUCUAUAGAUCAUGAGGUAUAUUUUUAGGACAGUAGUCCAGUGAGGCACCACCCACCGAGUGUUUCUAUCCUGGUCCCUGAUCUUCUUCUCC